This is a messenger RNA of Cottoperca gobio, 764 nucleotides long. It is a transcript of the gene gphb5, whose product is annotated as glycoprotein hormone subunit beta 5. Bases 72 to 491 code for a protein of 139 amino acids. Gene Ontology annotation, molecular function: hormone activity. Gene Ontology annotation, cellular component: cytoplasm; extracellular region. The record is from RefSeq and is a predicted model, not a curated record. Lineage: Eukaryota; Metazoa; Chordata; Actinopteri; Perciformes; Bovichtidae. Gene Ontology annotation, biological process: regulation of thyroid hormone receptor signaling pathway; G protein-coupled receptor signaling pathway. The transcript is spliced from 3 exons.
AGCAGCUACAAACCUUAGUGUGUUUUAUAGUGUAUAUUCAAAAGUCAAUACAUUUGUUAGUCACAGCUAAGAUGAAACUGCAAAGGAAGAAGUCACAGUGGAGGCCUGGACUGGUGCUGUGCUGGGUUCUGCUCUGGAUCUCUCAGCAACCAGACUCCCUCUGCCGGGUGUCAGCCGUCAACCUGCGGCGCUUCAUUGGUUGUGCCGUCCGGGAGUUCACCUUCCUGGCCAAAAAGCCCGGCUGCGGAGGCCUGCACAUCACCACAGACGCCUGCUGGGGGCGCUGUGAGACCUGGGAGAAGCCCGUCCUGGACCCUCCCUUCAUCGAGUCCUACCAGCGGGUUUGUACCUACAACGAGACGCGCCUGCUGUCUGUGAAACUGCCCAACUGCCUGCCAAACGUCGACCCAACCUACACCUACCCCGUGGCUCUGAGAUGUGACUGUGACGUCUGUCUCACCAGCACCACUGAAUGUAUAACGUCUGUCUAACAGGCAGAAAAUAGAGUUAAAAAAACACUUGCUGCUAAAUUUGAUUAAUAAACAAUGCAAAAAGGAACAGGAUGAAAUGCUGGGUCAGGGUCAGGGUUAAUGCUGGGUUAUCUGAAGUUAUUCUAUGCCAGUUAGUUUAAUACAAAUAAAGACUGUUUGGCAUCGCUUGUUAAAUUUAGAUUGAUUGAAUUUCACCUUUGUGAAAAAGGGUUUGGUACGAUGGGUUUAUACAUCAGUACGUUUUAUAUUACAGUUCAUUUGGUAACUUUUCCU